Messenger RNA from Mesitornis unicolor (brown roatelo), 1950 nucleotides. RefSeq names its product T-cell immunoglobulin and mucin domain-containing protein 4-like. The record is from RefSeq and is a predicted model, not a curated record. NCBI's taxonomy places the organism in Eukaryota, Metazoa, Chordata, Aves, Mesitornithiformes, Mesitornithidae.
AUGUCAUCUUAUUUCUGCGUGAACUGGAUUCUUCUCAUCCUGUUUACAGGUCCCACAGUAUUGGGAUUACUUGUGAAAGGACAGGUUGGCCAGAAUGUCACUGUGCCCUGCUCUUACAGUGUUACGGGGACACAAGACAUCACAACAAUGUGCUGGGGUCGUGACAGCUGCCCUAAUUCAAAAUGUACUCAGGCCAUUAUCUGGACAGACGGAUGGAAGGUGACAGAGCAGGUCAACAGCAGGUAUACGUUGAAAGGGAACCUGUUGGUGGGUGAUGUGUCCCUCACAAUCGUGAAUGCCGACUGCUGCCGCGUGGAGAUCCGAGGGUGGUUCAAUGAUCUGAAAGAGAACCGUGAGGUUGUGAUAGAGAAAGCUAGGAUCUCUACUGCAAGUCCUCACACUUACACCUCUGAACAGACCCCAGCUCCUGGGAGCACCAGCGAAUCGUCCUCUACCAUCACAAGAGUGUGGCCAUCGGUUUCUGCUUCAGAAGUUCCUCAAACUGCCUUUUUCCCCUGUUCAAGCACCUCAGACUGCUUGGAUGUCACCUCGAACCUGCAGAACGUGUCUCUAUCACUUCCCAGACAGCAGUAUUCAGAAAACGGGCUGUACAUUGGGAUUGGUUUAUGUGCAGUACUUCUAGCCGUCCUAAUUUUGGCUCUGUUCCUCACUAGACGCUAUUUAUCCAAUAUGAAGAAGAUGGGUGACUUUGGAAACUUCAUUGCAUAUUGGAGACCAGAACGUGCAGGGAACAAUAGUGCCCUGGAAGAUGAGAACCACCCUCCAUCAGCUAAAAUGUGCCAUUUUGUGCUGUUUCACUGGAUUAUGAUACAGAUCUUGAUAGUGCACACUGCAUCUGAAACUGUUAUUAGAGGAGUAAUAGGACAACCCGUUCAGUUGCCUUGCUUCUACAAGGUGACACAAAGUAAGGACAUCUCCGAUAUGUGCUGGGGCAGAGGCCCGUGCCCGAAUUCGAAGUGCAAUAACAAAAUUUUGCACACCACUAGGAACAGGGUGACGUUCAGAAAAUCUCAGAGAUACAAUCUCCAGGGCUAUAUUUCCUAUGGAGAUGUGUCCCUCACGAUUGUGAAAGCGAAGGCAGAAGAUGCAGGUACAUACUGCUGCCGCAUAGAGAUCCCAGGAUGGUUCAACGACAUCAAACAGAACAUACGGCUGGAGGUUAUCAGCGCCCCUCCAGUGACGACAACCACCAUGAGACAGGCUCCUGUUUCCCCAAAACAUUUUAGAACAACAACUUUUGCUCCCCAAGCAACCUCUGAUCAUCAAACAACAGCAGAGACAUCUGUCCUCCUGACAACCACCAUCCUUCCAUCAACAACUGCAACCACCGAUUAUCAAACAACAGCAGAGACUGCUGUCCUCCUGACAACCACCGUCCUCCCAGCAACAACUGCAACCACCGAGUCUCCAGCAGUAAUUACAGUGGAGACCAUUGCUCCCCCAACAUUUGCUGUGACAGCAAAUGACAUUUUCCCAGAAACUAUGAUGACAACCAGUGGUUUCCCAGGUUUUCCAACUGAUUUCCAAGCAGUUGACAUGAGGACUGAGGAUGACUACGUGUUCUACUCAGCAGAGUCUAUUCCUCUUCCUGAAGUGACUACUGAAUUCCUAAGUACACUUCCAGCUGCAGAGAGAACUGAAAGUGCUGACACUGCUCACAUGGUUGACGAUGAGCCAACUACAGAGAUUCCAGCAAGUUCAGAUGGCAACACUGAGAAAUAUGAUGAUAUCAGUGAUAAGUUUCCCAGCUAUGCCAUUCUCAUUGCCUGUCUCUUAGUGGUGUCCAUUCUUCUCAUAUCGAUGCUCGCAUUGUUGUUUUGGAAACGUAAACACACAAAGAAGUUUAUAACAAAAAGCCUUGGACCAGUGGAAGACCUUGAAAAAGUUUUUAGUGGUGCCGAAGGAGAAAACAACAUUUUUUCCCUGUGA